CGUAGAUUCAAGUUGGCUUAUACUGACCGUAUCAUGCGACCAACUUAUUGUCGCUUUGUAACUCAUGCAUUGUUGUUUGGUCUUUGCUUUGUGUGGAUAUUCAAGAUUGAUCAUCAUCACCAUCGUAAUAUUUAGGUAUAUGUUUUGAGUUGGUAGACACACAGACCGACAAUUCAAUCAUGUAUGUAUGGUUGCGUAAUAGAUAUGACUGGACGAAGGAACCCCCUAACUAGUAUUCUCUAAGCUGAACUCUUGCAGCUAACAUCUAGCUAUAACAUCAGGUAUAGGCAGCUAUGUGCCGAUCCAUCACUCCACCAUGUCAGCUUUGCUUUCCCCAAGAGGGCAGUUUGUGCUGGCGAUAGAUAGUUUCUAUAGGUAUGUGCCGGCAUGACUCAAAGAGCUGACAAGCAUGUGUGUUUCGCUAUCCACUACAGUUGAAUGACAUUGCUAUUUUACCUAGGCAGGCAUAUAAAUUUCUUGGUAAAGUCUUCCUUUAUUUCUUCCUGGAGUAGUUUAUUUUAGGGAAAGACUCAAGCAAAGGACUGGCUAAACCCCUUCUUUCCAAGCUCUAGUGCAAAGGAUUUAUGCCUAUUUACCUACUUACCCUCCUUUUCACGUUCGCGGAGAAGCUAUUUGCAGCUGAUUAGGUUACGUACCUUUGGUACUUACAAUGACUGACAGUACAGAAUUAAGCGAAGACGACCUUGUCGAACUGUCGCUUUUACGCGGCUUCGAGACAGAUGAACUAAUCAAGGCUGGGCUGCUGAGUGAGGAUCAGCGGUUAGCAGCACCUCUUGACCGUGAAGUUGUCUUCAAACACGAUGAGUUGGAUCUCCAUGUCACAGCAGAUUCAGCAUACCCAGCUAGAUCGGUUGAGUGGAGGAUAGAAAACCGGUCGAUGUCCAGGAAGGUUGUUGACGAACUUCGUAUGAAACUGAGACAGAUCGUGCAGACGUCCUCAGCUACGAAUAAUAUCUCGAGAUGGAAGAGGCGAGAUGAAGACAGCAGCACAAUGGGGGUUUUCGAACCUGUCAUGGUUGUCCUGGAGCUCGCUAGGGAGACGGUUGCUCAUGUUAAGAUGUGGCGCGAGAUAUUGGCGAGCAGGGAAAAAGUUAAGCCUCCGGAUCCCCGAAAGGCCCUCCCUUUCAAGGAGAAGCCGGCGAAUGCGAUAAUAACGUCUAGCGACAUUGCCUUCCACUAUCUACGAAAGACGCCACAGCAGAUUUGCUCUCAGAUCCCGCCGGAAUAUCGAAUUCUUCACGUGGAGGAAAUCCUGAGAAAGGACCUGGUUCGUAGAUUCCAUAAGAAGCAAGAAGCAAUGGCGGAAAAGUUGGAGAAACAGUCGUAUUAUUCACUCCGUAAGUGCGUCCCGCCUGCACAUCAUGGCAAGCGGAAGGAAGCCUUUGUGGAAUAUCUCACAAAGCCCCACGUUACUUUCCACGGGACUGCUAGACAGUUCGUACCGUCCAUAGUGCGUCACGGGUUUCUCAAGCCCGGAAAACCGAUUCCUGGAACGGGCGAGGCACACCAGAUCCGCUGUGGCUCGACAUAUGGUCAGGGCAUCUACACUUCGCCAAAUCCGGACUUUUCGCUCAAUUACACGGGCUACAGGUGCCAUGCUACUAAUCCCAACGAGUACUUCGGCAUCAAGCUAAUCGUCUGCGCCACGCUUAUGGGACGCACCGCGCAAGUGUCCCGAGAAGACAACUGGCGCGACCAGACGGAACCGUACCCCGGGUCCGAGUCUCACGUCGCCAACCGCAACCUCGAGUACAUAGUCUUCGACAGCGCACAGGUCCUCCCAGUCUACGUGAUCCACAUCGACUGGGGCCAGGACAACUUACUGCAUUUCAAGAAUAUCCCGAGGGACCCGACAGAAUUCGUCCCUGAAACGCAGAAAACGCACCACAGGCUGGUGGAAGAGGUCCGCUGGCCCGGGGAUGUCCAGCGCGAGAAGGCGGCCUCCUUGGCCAGAGCAGCCAAGUACUUUCCGUAUGGCUACGGACCCGCCACCGGAGGCAGGUUCGUGGUGGAGGAGAUUGGCGAGGUCGACGAGGAUGACGAGGAGUAUGGCGAUUACCAGGCGCUCCGGGGCGAGGAGAUCAAGGACAAGUCGAACUUGGAUUUCUGGAGCUGGGUCAAGGUUGCGGAAGAGAUGGAUGCUGCUGGUGCGGACGGUGAGCUGCCCCCGGAUGAAUAUACCAUACAGAAGAUGUGGUAUGGUCCGAAGAUGGCACAGACGGAAGAGUGGAACAGAAUACCUGAUCCUAGGAAGAAUAAUGAUGAUGAUAAUGGGGAUGGGCAGGAGGAGGAUGAUGGGGAUUUAGGUCUGGAUCUGUUGAUGAUUCAAGGGGAGAGCAGUGUAGCAUAAUACAAGUUGCAUAAUUACCAAUGUAGUUAAUAUCCAACAGCCUUGGAAUACAUGUAGGUAUUCGCCAUACCUACUUACUGUACAUAAUUAAAACACGAUGAGAUAGAUAGAUGACGAUCUAUGGAUGAUAAAAUGGAUAUGAGAGACAUGGAUAAUGUGAUAAGGGCAAUCUUAAGCUCAUAUGUUUGCCCCAAUGUAAUGGUACAUAACCAAUAUACGGUAAUAACGGUAUGUAUUGAAUAUUG
Molecule: messenger RNA, 2616 nt
Organism: Hypoxylon fragiforme
Lineage: Eukaryota; Fungi; Ascomycota; Sordariomycetes; Xylariales; Hypoxylaceae
Product: ADP-ribosylation
Exons: 1
Coding region: 671-2371 (566 amino acids)
Molecular function (GO): NAD+ poly-ADP-ribosyltransferase activity
Source: RefSeq, a predicted model, not a curated record